Molecule: messenger RNA, 4078 nt
Organism: Porites lobata
Lineage: Eukaryota; Metazoa; Cnidaria; Anthozoa; Scleractinia; Poritidae
Source: the annotation of a GenBank genome assembly
GAUAUUCAUUGGCAAAAUCAAAGAUGGCGGCCAACUUGGACAGAAUUCAGCAACAAAUGCAAACGGAAUUGGAAAAGUUCAAGUCCGUCCAAAAAGGUAAUUCUUAUAAAAAUGUGAGAAGAGAAACUAGCAACUUAUUCGUACUGUAUGGAUGUCAGGGAUUUGUUUUCUCAGAUAAAAAUUGCCCUAGGGAAAAUGGAUGUGAUUGUUGUAUUAAAAAAAUAGGGGAGCUUAAGGGUGAAGUACCUAUGCUUAAAAAAAUACUCUAUACAGAUAUUUACAAAGAUGAGUACGAACUUAUAGUCUUGCCAAUUGGCUAGUACCAUUUAGUUAAGCUUUCAAAUACUUCAUGGUUAAAAAUAAUGGUAAUCUGUAAUAGGCCAUGUAACAGUUACAGAUGGAAGCAAGGCUGAAGUUGACCUUGUUUUGAUACAAACCUUCCUACUUUAUCAUGUACAUCAAGUUUUUCUUGUUAACUAGUACUUUUUGAGGACAAUUUCCAUAACAAAGCAAAAGGGGUUUGUAUCAAAAAACAGUCAACCUCAGCCUCACAUUCGCUCAAAGCCUAGGGUCAGGGCUGUCACUUAGAUUUCAAGUUGCCGGGUAAUCAAACACGUGGGGAAUCAAACAGCUAGGGAUUUCUUUUGGUUCUAUUUUUCUUCUAUUUUCCUAUGAAAGUAGCUGGGGGCCACAUUGUUAGUAGCCGGAGGAAAUUCCGGACCUCGCAUCUUAAUGACAGUCCUUCAAGGGUGCUCAGCCCACAACUGUAAAAUGGUCUGUUUCCAGACUUAAUAAUCAUAUGCAUUCCGUUUCAUCUUCAGACAUACAGAAACUAGUCGGUGCCAGACAGCAGUUAGAAGCCCAGUUAAAUGAAAAUAAAGUUGUACAGGAGGUAAAGUAUAACUGCCUACCCCUCCUUCCCUUAACCCAAAGAUUACACUAUCUUCUCACUUAGGACAAAAUGGUGGCUUAAGGGAAGAGUAGUUGGGUGGUUUUCCUUCUCUCAUACUGAUCUGUUUUCCUUAAAUUCUUUGUAGAUAAUGAAUAUUGUUCCCUGAAGGCUGGUUAGAUAAUAUACACCCCUAGUCAAAAGUGUUGGGAAGAUAGUACCUUUCAUUUCUCUGGAAACUCCCCUCUUAUUUUGUUAUUAUACUUACCUUAGCUCCCUGAAUAUGCAUUUGGCUGUGAUAUUCUCACAGAUAAUGUGGUGUGAUGUUGUGGACUAGAGGACAACAAAACGUGCCCUCUUUCCAUUAACAUGUCAACAGUAAGCCUGGACGUCAGCACACAUGGACACCAUGGGCAGUUGCUAUCAGUCCAUUUAUGAGCUUACUGUAACCCACAAAUAGCCCAUGACAUGAAUGAUGUUUGAAAGGUAGACCACAUCACUGGGACAACUUCCCCUACUCUUUUGGAACAGAAGUGGGGGUUCCUUUACUUCCCCUUCGAUUUGACUAAUGACAGAAGGAUGAAGGGGACAAGCCCAGUGGCUUAACGUCACCACCCAAUGAUGCAAUCAUCUAAACUCACAGCUAGCCUGACCUCACCAGUGUUUUUAUAGAUCCUGGUUGUUGGUCCGGCUGGAGUUUGAACCCACGACAUUCCACUCGGCAGACUGGUGCUCUUCUAACUGAGCUAAUCAGGGGGUGGUGGAGGUAGGGGUGGAGUGAAAGGGGCUACACAGAAGGUUAAAAAGUUGUUGUCACUACAAAAGGAAUGUUGAUAAGUUAGCAUGAAGUACAUUAUGUAGAUGUGCGGGUAAUUUUAUUAACUAAAUGUGUCUUUGAUAACUUUAAUAAUCGGCAUUAAGGAGCCUCAAAGUUGCAUGUUACUGUAAAUCCACUAUUAAGCCCCCUCUUCUCUUCCCUUUUCAGGGAAGCAUGGCUUGAAAUUGCAACUCACUGGUGUGGUCGUUAAUGUGACUAAACAUUGAGGAUUGGCAACUACAUUUUAAGACCUGGUUACCAAUUGGCAAGCCACCUUAUGUUUGAACAAUAAGUUAACCCCUUAACCUGUGUCUCUAAUCAUAUACAGUGUAGCAACUCGUUUCCCGCAGGUGGUAAAACAAAGUAGCACUCUGUGUUGUCCUACAGUUUAGGGAACUUACUGAACAAAUAAUUGAUCGAAACAUUGCCAUUCAGGAAGACAAAGUUCACAAUAAGACAGAGAAGUGAAGUUUAUCUUUUAUGGACAAUGCAUGGAGACCUCUCCUUGGUGAAUGAGGAUUUCAGUCUGAUCAAAAGACUUUCACGGAUUUUACGAGUAUUUCAGAUAAUGAAAAAAUUGGGUCCUCCGUCAGUGUACUAGUUUUUUCUUGUUACAUAACUGCCACACUGCCUUGAAGUCAUAAACUGGCCAAUAUUUUUCCUCUAGUCACCAGAUGGCACCUGAAUGAAAAGGUUAAUUUCAAGCCCUGGGAAGAAAGUUAUUAAGUCCCUCCCCUCCCCUCCUCCUUAUUAUUAAUCACUGAUAAAUGAUAGCCUGUUUUAAUCAAUUACGACUUUCAGGAGUCUAUUGCGACUGUAAAACUUUGUGUGGACUCAGAUCCAGGAAUAUAUAUCUUAUUCACCAGCUUGGAGUUCUGAUUUGUUUUUGAUCCUCAGUGGCAUGACCUCCAACUUCUUAUACUUGAGCUUUUCCACUUUGCAUUGCUAGUUCUUUUUGGAGAACUGAUAUCAUCUUCUUUGCUAAAUUGACUAAGCUCCCCUCUCAAAUAAGCCCCCUGUCUCUAUUAACAUGUGUAGGAAUUUUAGUAAGCAAAACAAGACCUUGAUGAUAUUAAAGAUGAAAAUUUCAUCUUUAAUAUGAAUGAUUACUGGAACUUCAACUACUAACAUAUUGAUUUUAAUUAAUUUUAUUUUUGUUUGUAGGAGCUAGAUGUAAUAGAAGCAGAUGGCAAUGUUUAUAAGCUCAUAGGACCUGUUCUUGUGAAACAAGAUUUGGAGGAAGCUAAACAAACUGUGGCAAAACGAAUUGAGUACAUCACUGCAGAAAUGUAAGGAGUAGACAAAUGUCAUUGUUGCAGUGUUCAUUUAAAACAAUAAAAAUUCAUCAUUCAAGAUUAAAGGGGCUAUGUCACGAGGAUACUACUGUUUUAGGUCAAUUCUGUGCUGAAGUCAUUACGUACUUUAGUGCCUUUACCCAUACACAAAAUGCUGCAGAAGGGUUAUGAAGAAGAUAUAACACAACUUUCAUCAGGGAGAACUAUUUAAUUUUGUCGAUGAUUUUUACAGACGUAGUAUUUGAACCAACUUUUUCAUGAGUUUCAGCAAUCAGUGUCUGUCCUUACCAUCCAUCGCAACAGAUGACAGAAAUCAGUUUCAAUGCCUAAAUAUAGCCUUAAAUAAAAAACUGGACCAGUGAUGUGAAGACAAGUUUUAACUUUUAUAAGAGAUAGCAAAUAGCAUGACAUGGCCCAUUUAAACUUGGCUCUGUCUUGGAGCUACCUGUAUGUUCCUUACAAUUGUGGGGUCUUUUUCAAUGAGUAAUAAUUCAGCUAGUGAUGACUUGGCAGUUUAAGGUUGCAGCUUAGUGGUUUAGGGUGUCACCUUGAAUGUUUGAGCCUCCUACAGAAAUUCCUGAGACUGUAAAGAGCUACAUUUUAACAUUGCAUUUAACAUUCAAUAAAAAAAUUAGGGUUUACUGUCUUGUUUCUCAGUUAAAGUGUUAUUUUGUUGUGGUUUCAUUGAGCCUUUCUAUUUGUUGUUUAUUUCUUGAGCCUUUUUUUAUUGUUCUAUUAAGCCUUUUUACGUACAAUAAAAACAAAUUUGGUACAGUUGAUCUGUUGAUGCUGAAUUCCUAAAAAUUCUGGAAGCUGUCACAAGCCACCUGAAGCAUUUAUGUGUGUAUGUAUGUAUUUAUUUAUUGAUUUAGGUGACGCUAACAGUGUGUCCAGCCAUUUCUGAGGCCAGUUUUUAAGAGCCUUUUCUUUCCUUCCCUUGUUUUUGUACCUUUUAGAAAAAGAAACGAUACCGGCAUACAGGAAGCUGAAAAGAAGCGUAAUGGAUGUCAGGAGAUCCUUAGCAAGCUACAGCAACAAUAUCAACAGUUCCUGACCAAGGCUGCUGCAAAAGCAUAA